Molecule: messenger RNA, 4881 nt
Organism: Crotalus tigris (Tiger rattlesnake)
Lineage: Eukaryota; Metazoa; Chordata; Lepidosauria; Squamata; Viperidae
Gene: BRSK1
Product: BR serine/threonine kinase 1
Exons: 19
Coding region: 1-2151 (716 amino acids)
Biological process (GO): protein phosphorylation; microtubule cytoskeleton organization; intracellular signal transduction
Cellular component (GO): cytoplasm
Molecular function (GO): ATP binding; tau-protein kinase activity; protein serine/threonine kinase activity
Source: RefSeq, a predicted model, not a curated record
AUGUCCGGUGGCAAAGAAGCAGGUGGGGUCCACCCCUACCAGUCACAGCAGAGCCAGCAACAUGCUCAGUAUGUGGGGCCCUACCGGCUGGAGAAGACUCUGGGGAAAGGGCAGACCGGUCUGGUGAAGCUGGGCAUACACUGCAUCACAGGGCAGAAAGUUGCCAUUAAGAUAGUGAACCGGGAAAAGCUUUCUGAGUCUGUACUGAUGAAGGUGGAACGGGAAAUUGCCAUUCUGAAGUUGAUUGAACACCCUCACGUACUCAAACUCCACGAUGUCUACGAGAACAAAAAAUACUUGUACCUCGUCCUGGAACACGUCUCAGGAGGUGAACUUUUCGAUUACUUGGUGAAGAAAGGCCGUCUGACCCCCAAGGAAGCCAGGAAGUUUUUCCGACAAAUUGUCUCAGCUUUGGAUUUCUGCCAUAGCUAUUCUAUAUGCCACCGAGACUUGAAACCUGAGAAUUUAUUGCUGGAUGAGAAGAACAACAUUCGGAUUGCAGAUUUCGGCAUGGCCUCCCUGCAGGUCGGAGAUAGCCUGCUGGAAACAAGUUGUGGUUCUCCUCACUAUGCAUGUCCAGAGGUGAUCAAGGGGGAAAAGUAUGAUGGACGUCGCGCAGACAUGUGGAGUUGUGGUGUCAUCCUCUUCGCCCUCCUGGUGGGGGCGCUACCCUUUGAUGAUGACAACCUACGGCAGCUGUUGGAAAAAGUGAAACGUGGGAUUUUUCACAUGCCCCAUUUCAUUCCGCCAGACUGUCAGAAUCUUCUGCGGGGCAUGAUUGAGGUGGAGCCAGAGAAACGUCUCAGUCUGGAACAGAUUCAGAAACACCCGUGGUUCUUAGGAGGGAAGAAUGAACCGGAACCAGAACAACCGAUUCCUCGGAAGGUAGCAAUCCAAAGGAUUCAGUCAGUCAGUGAGCUGGACCCUGAUGUGUUGGAUAGCAUGCAUUCGUUGGGCUGUUUCCGUGAUAAGAACAAGCUAAAGCAAGAGCUGCAGAACGAAGGAGAAAAUCAGGAGAAAAUGAUUUAUUACCUUCUACUUGACCGCAAAGAGAGAUAUCCCAGCUGUGAGGACGAGGACCUGCCUCCACGCAAUGAUGUUGACCCUCCUCGGAAGCGCGUUGACUCCCCUAUGUUGAACCGACAUGGCAAACGCCGACCUGAGCGGAAGUCCAUGGAAGUCUUGAGCGUCACAGAUGGUGGUUCUCCAGUCCCAGCCCGACGGGCCAUAGAGAUGGCACAACAUAGUCAGAGGUCUCGAUCUGUAAGUGGUGCCUCCACUGGCUUAUCUUCUAGUCCCCUCAGUAGUCCCAGGGUCACUCCCCACCCCUCCCCUCGGGGAAGCCCCCUCCCCACUCCACUCGGCACUCCUGUGCACACGCCUAAAGAGAGCCCCAGCAGCACUCCCUGCGGGACACCCCCCAGCAGUCCUGGUGUGGCCGGCGUGGCAUGGAAAACUCGCUUGAACUCUAUCAAGAACAGCUUCCUUGGUUCUCCACGCUUCCAUCGUCGGAAACUGCAAGUUCCCACACCAGAAGAAAUGUCUAGUCUUACACCAGAAUCAUCUCCUGAGCUUGCCAAGAAAUCCUGGUUUGGAAAUUUUAUCAACUUAGACAAAGAAGAACAAAUUUUUGUGGUCAUCAAAGACAAACCCCUGAGUUCCAUCAAGGCUGAUAUUGUACACGCCUUCCUCUCAAUCCCCAGCCUGAGUCACAGCGUUAUAUCCCAAACAAGCUUUCGGGCCGAAUACAAAUCAUCGGGUGGGCCCUCCGUCUUCCAAAAACCUGUCAAGUUCCAAGUUGACAUCAGCUACUCUGAGGGGGGAGAGGCACACAAGGACAGUGGGAUCUACUCAGUCACCUUCACCCUCAUCUCAGGUCCCAGCCGUCGGUUUAAGCGGGUUGUGGAAACAAUUCAGGCACAACUACUCAGCACACAUGACCAGCCUUCUGUGCAAGCCCUUGCAGACGAAAAGAAUGGGCAGCAGCUCCGUUUCCCAGGCACCCCAACCCGCAGCUGCCAGCCCUCUCGCCGCUCUGAAUCAGACAUCCCAACUGAACAACAUCGACAUGGCUCCAAGGACAAGAAGCUUGUCUCCUCUAAUGGGACUCAAGUCCAACAACCACAAACUCCGUCCCCACAGCAGCCAUGACAGAUGGAGCGUGAGAGCAGCACGUGGGUGGCUGGGGGGGAAAGCAGCUGAAAGAAGCCACCUCCAGCCCCCUGGAAAUAGCUAAAGCCACCCUAAUGGACAGGAGGAGCCAACCAGCCCCAUGGAUGGGUCAAGGCCCACCAGGGACGCAAGGGACAGGGUGGGAAGAUGGAGGUUGGUCCAGAUUUAAUGACCCCACCUUACCCUGGGGCAGAAAGUGGCCAUGUUGGGAGAGGCCCAUACUGUGAACUUGUAAAUAGCUAAUGAAGAACAGAAAACACAACAAAUCCACAAAAGAACAGGAGGUGGGCAGGAAAACACAACAUGGAACCGAAAACAAAGACAAUGGACUGAAUGGAAAGAAGAGAAAACACACAUGAUGAGAGAAACCGGGCAGGAGCCGGUGGGGGUGAGGGAUUUAAUCUGAUUCCUUUAGUGGGACGGUGAGGGUCUUUAUUUUCUUGAACCCUUUCAGACUCCUUUCUCACUUUCUUACCUUGAGACUUAUUUUUCUCCCCCCUGCUUUUUCUUCUGUAGUAUUUACAAUAUCAUGGUGGCAUUAAGCUAAAAUUAUGAGACAGAGCUAGUAGGAAGAUGUCCUGUGUAGGAGAGAAAUUAAAAGUUUCCAUUCCUGUUUCUUUUUCUUCUUCUUUUUUUUUUUUUUUCAUUUUAUGUAACCGGUCAAUGUUUUAAAAACAUUUUCAUGAGUUGGGGUGAAAAUAUUUACCAGAAUUCUAAUAAACAUUUUGUUACAAGACAAACUUUUGAAAAAUUCUCCCCUAAAUCUAUAUUUUAAAAAAAAACCAACAACAAGCCAAAUCUAACUGUGAAAUGUGGAAUCAAAUUAGAAAUUCAGGAUCCAGAAAUCCAGACUACGUUGUGCUUAUAUUAUAGUUAUUUUACUGGCAGCUGGCAUUUUGAAAAUUUGUUCAAAAGAGAAAUGGGAAAAAUAAGUAAGUAAGUAAAUAAAUAAAUAAAAAUGCCAAAUGCCAAAAAUUAUCUAAAGCUUCAAUAAUAAAUACAGUACAGUUUCAAAUCGCAAUUUUUGGAAAAUCAGCAAAUAUAACCUGUGCAUGGCCAGGAAUAGUCAAUAGCAUUAAAAAUGAGCCAUCUGAGUUUGCAAAACAAUUGUAGCACAGUGUAGUUAUAUUCUCCAUUCUUACUCCAACUUGGGUUCUGAACUAAUGUGAAUGCUCUUUAUUCCAAUUAAAUGGAUUUGGGGAACUUUCAGAUUUGGUUUUUAUUGUGCACUUCUCCUGCUUCGUAUCACAGCUCUUUAAGGAGACCAUUGGCAGAUUUUAAAUUGUGUCUGUAUUAAGGGCAAGUGGCUAUUUUAAGAGAGGAAUUCUUUUUUUUUUCAGCUGUCCCUGGAUUUAUAAAAGAAACAUGAGUAUAUUUCAUAAUAUCCCACCACCCUAUUCUGUUUUUGCCUGUGUCCUUUUACUGCCAAAAUUAGGGUUUUUUAAAAAGCAUUUCUAUAAUCUCUGCUGGCUGGCAAUAUCUGAACGAAUUGAAUGACUGAUCUCAGCUUCUCAUUGGCUCUGUCUCAUGUAAUUUUAGCAGCCCUGUCAUAAUUCUUUGACUCUUAAAUGGGCUAUAUACAAUCCAACUCCUUCCCUGAGGCCUCUGUCCUUUUUCCAAAGGGCCCGGUCCCACACACCCAAGGUAGUCCUUUGUAAGUGUGUCUGUCUGUGUGUGUCAGGAAGCAGGAAUGGGGGGGGGAGGAGGAGUUGCAGUUGCUAUUUUGACUUUUUUUUUAAUUUUGACAAGCAUUUGCCUUGUCUAGGAUGCCCCUGGAAGGCAGAGGAGCUUGGGGACACCAGGGUUAGGACCUGCUGCCUCAACAUUGUCAACAUUUGAACAAGGGGCAUUGAACAACAUUAGGACCUGCCACAUCAACACUUGGACGAGGGGCAAACUUCACAGAAAUUAGUAACUGGGAUGGAGAGACGGGAGUAAAAAAAAAACCUCUAGGGUUUCAUAAAUCAAUGGGCAGCAAGAUAUUCAUCCUUGAUCCUUCAGCUUGGGGCCUGGAGGUAGGGUGGGUUGUGGGAAGUCUCCAAAAUCAAUCCUGUAUCUUUUCCUCCUCCCCAUCCUAUUUGAGCUGUUUCUUUCGGUUGGGAGGGGAAGCACAAGUUGUGGGGAAAGGUGCAUGUGAGAGUGCGCAUAAACUGGAGAGAAUCAGAUGUGAUCUGCAUCCCUUCUGCCCUGUUUCCUAGCUGGGUCUGACUAUCUCUUUUGUGAAUCCGUUCUUAUUGUUUGUAUACACACACACACACACACAUACACACACAAAUGCACACACAUACCCAUCUCCUCUUCCCUCUGAUAGUCCAACCUUCCAAUGUUUUGUCAUCUCUGGGAGGGAAUCUAAAUAUUGCUCAGAAAAAAUAUAUAUACAAUCGCUCAAAUUCCUUUGUUGCUGAGAGCUAAGUGGUGCUGUCUUGAGUAUGGAUAAAAUCGUCAAAAAGGUCUCUUCAGGGAAAGUGAUUCUGGCUACCUUGGGGAAGUGUGGGCGAUACCAUUUCUAUGCUAUAAACGCAGAUACAUUCUGUAAUCAUUUUGCUAAGAAAAAACUCACACACCCAUUGUUGUAAGAAAACCUGCAAUUAUUUCAGGUUUUCAGGGUAUGGUCAUCAAGAGAUUUGUUGUUGUUGUUAAUUGCGAAGUCAUGUCCGACCCAUCGUGACCCCAUGGACAACGCUCCUCCAAGUCUUCCUGUCCUCUACC